GGGAUGGGACGGGAGGACAAAACAACUUCCUGGUUUCUUUCAGAGGCUUAAGAAACUCCCUAGAGGUCUGGGGGAGCUUUCAAGUUGCUUCAUUUUAGUUAUUCCCAAGACCUGUGACCAGUGGGUGAAAGUACCAGGGGAUAACCAGUGGCUACUCUGCCCCUGAGGGUGUUAGGGCCAUCUGUCACGAGGAAGCUGGUUUUUCAGCUGUCCCAGGCCAUUCCCACAGCAGCUUGGAUGGUAGGCCAGGAGGCCGUGCCCUUCCCUCCAGGAACUCAGUCAAGUGGGCAGCCCGAAGAUGGAUAAUUACACGUCAGCACCAGAGGACGAGUAUGACGUCCUCAUAGUGGACGACAUGAGCAAUUACAAAAUAGCUCAAUGCGAUCAGUACGACACGAGGUCCCUCUCAGCCCACCUGGUGCCACCGCUCUACACGACAGUGUUCAUCGCCGGCCUCCUGGGUAAUGUUUUGGCUGUACUUAUUCUGGUAAAAUAUAAAGGACUCAAACAUGUGGAAAAUAUCUAUUUCUUGAACUUGACAUUUGCUAAUUUGUGUUUCUUGCUGACCCUGCUGUUCUGGGCUUACACUGUCUCCCAGGAGGGGAUUCUUGAGAAUCCUUUUUGCAAAAUUCUCGUUGCCCUCUACUCCAUAGGCCUCUAUAGCGAGGCGUUUUUCAAUGCUCUUCUGACUGUGCAGAGGUACGUGGUGUUUCUCCACAUGAGAAGCUCUGCCUGGGCUAGGAAGGUGCACUGCAGUGCUGUCACAAGCGUUCUGGCAUGGGGGACAGUCAUUCUGGUCAUUUUGCCAGAAUGCAUGUUUUACAAGCCUCAGGUGGAAAGCCAGACAUACCAGUGCUUCUUUAGCAGACCUCAUUUUCUGCCAGCUGACGAGACAUUCUGGAAGUAUUUUCUGACCCUAAAGAUGAACAUUUUGGGAUUUCUUUUUCCACUGUUUGCUUUUGUGUUUUGCUACGUGCGGAUGAGAAAAACACUCAGGCUCAGGGGGAAGCAGUGUGACCUUUUCAAGCUUGUUUUCGCCAUCAUGGUUGCCUUCCUUCUAAUGUGGGGACCCUACAAUAUCGCACUUUUCCUGUCUACUUUCAAAGAACACUUCUCCCUGCAUGACUGCAAGAGCAACUACGACCUGGACAGAAGUGUUCAUGUGCUGAAAAUCAUCGCUGCCACCCACUGCUGCGUCAACCCUUUCCUCUGUGUAUUUCUCGACAAGGAAUUUAGGAAACACCUCUGCCGCCUCUGCCAUCUGUGUGAUGAUGCUCCGCUUCAGCCUGAGGACUCUGCACAAGAUGCACCCAGGGAGGAAGGGGAAUGUUCCACGGACAUGUAAACUAGCCUUCUCAAAAUCGGGGUAAAUAAACAUUGGCUUUUGUCUUGU
Molecule: messenger RNA, 1393 nt
Organism: Manis javanica (Malayan pangolin)
Lineage: Eukaryota; Metazoa; Chordata; Mammalia; Pholidota; Manidae
Gene: CCRL2
Product: C-C motif chemokine receptor like 2
Biological process (GO): cell chemotaxis; inflammatory response; calcium-mediated signaling
Cellular component (GO): cytoplasm; external side of plasma membrane; membrane
Molecular function (GO): C-C chemokine receptor activity; C-C chemokine binding
Source: RefSeq, a predicted model, not a curated record